Messenger RNA from Cucumis melo (muskmelon), 2748 nucleotides. RefSeq lists its product as uncharacterized. Bases 701 to 2560 code for a protein of 619 amino acids. The record is from RefSeq and is a predicted model, not a curated record. Lineage: Eukaryota; Viridiplantae; Streptophyta; Magnoliopsida; Cucurbitales; Cucurbitaceae. The transcript is spliced from 11 exons.
UCUUUCAUUUCUAAGCACCAAUUAUCACAGAAGUUUGUUAAAUUGAAUCAUCUCCUUCGUUUUUCCUUAAAGAAUCGACCUUUAUGUAGAGAAAAUGCACAACCCAUUACCGGUGGCCUGAAAACCAGAGAACUUGGCCGGCGACUCUCCUUAUAUAAUAACAACCAUCGGUUUCUCAACAGAUUUCUUAGUUCUUACACUAAUCACCACACACUCUUUUAACCAUUCUACUCUUUUUUCCCCUUUGAAAUCUCUAAUUUGGCCACUUUCCCACUUCUCAAUCGCUUCCCCAGUUGACGAUUUGGACUUUUUCUUUUUUCUUUUUCUCUUCAUUCAAACCCCUUACGACCUGUCCAUUUCUCACCAAUUUUUUCUAAAAACACCUAUUUCAGAAUCUCUACCUUUUCUCUGAGCUGAUGGGUCCCUUUUUCAAUGGAAGCUUGUUACUAGAAAAGCUUCCUUUUCUAUGACCGUUUUUUUUUUCUUUGUGGGUCUGUUGCAGCCUUUCCAUAAGCUCUGUGCUGAGCCACAGAUUGAUUGGUUUCUUCCAUUUUAGCUCCCUUCAUCUUUCUCCCUGUUUCAUUACUUCUAUUCUCUUGUCUGGGAGUUGAUUCUUUUGUUUUUUGGGUGUGUUUUGUAAUUUUGAGUUGGCUUCACGGGUUUUGGAUUCUGGUUGGAAGUGGAGUUUGCAAAUACAAAAAUGCUGGGAGUGGAUGUAAAAACAGGGUACAGCCGUUCCAGAAGAAUUCUUUUGUCUUUGCUCUACGCACAUGGCAGCUCGGUCGACAAGAAAGCGGUUCAAGAUGAUCGAUUAAAUAAUUUGCUAGAGUCGUCCAACACUGUAAAACUGGAUAUGGAUCGGGUGAAAGAAGUUGAGAAUAAGAAAAACUCAUCACAAAAGAUUGGCGUGCAUGAUUCUUUGAAGCAGGAGAUUAUUCAACUUGAGAAGCGAUUGCAAGACCAGUUCAAGCUCCGCUCUGCAUUAGAAAAAACGUUGGGUCAUGGGGUCUUUCCAUGUAAUGAAUCAGACAAAAUCUCAAUGCCAAAGUCAGCCGUGGAGUUAAUCAAGGAGAUUGCAAUUUUAGAAGUAGAAGUUGUGCAUUUAGAACAAUAUCUUCUUUCUUUGUACCGAAAAGCAUUCGAUGGACAAUCAUCUUCUGUAUCCCCUUCUGCUAAAGACGAGAAGACGAAAUUGCCUUCAACCCCUGAAGGCAGGAGAAUGGAAGCUCCCCUACCUGAUAUUGCCCCAAAAUAUGUAAACUCAGCAUUCCCGUCUGCUUGUCCGUCACUUCAAAACCCAAGGGAGGAUUAUAGUGAUAUUGGAAGAGAUGAAAAACUAUUGGUAGUCGAUUAUCCUCGUUCUCAAUCAUCUUUGACAACGGUAAAUGCAACUUCCUUGGGUAAAGUGUCUACUUCAGUAGAAUCAUUGGAUAGAACUCUGCGUGCAUGUCACUCCCAACCAGUGUCCAUGAUGGAGUAUGCACAAAAUGUUUCAUCCAAUAUCAUCAGUCUCGCAGAGCAUCUUGGAACUCGCAUUUCUGACCAUAUACCCGAGACUCCUAACCGGCUUUCAGAAGACAUGAUCAAGUGCAUAUCAACUAUAUAUAGCAAACUUGCGGAACCAUCUUCGUUGAAUCUUGGACUUUCAUCUCCAGUGUCUUCUUUGUCAUCAGUUAGUGCAUUUUCUCCAGGAGAACAGUCUGCUAUGUGCAGUCCAGGGUUCAGAAACAACUCAUCCUUUGACGUCCAUUUGGACAAUCCUUUUCUCGUAGAAGGUCUUAAAGAAUUUAGUGGGCCAUACAGUACAAUGAUUGAGAUUUCAUGGAUUUCUGGAGACCCUCAGAAACUAGGUCAUGUCAAGAGUUUGCUCGAAAACUUCAGGUUGCUUAUCUCUCGUUUAGAGGAAGUCGAUUUGAGGAACCUUAAUUACGAGGAAAAGUUGGCUUUCUGGAUAAAUAUACACAAUUCAUUGGUGAUGCAUACGUAUUUGGCUUAUGGAGUACCUCAAAACAAUGUCAAGAGAGCCUUUCUACUCUUGAAGUCUGCAUAUAACAUAGGAGGCCAUACAAUUAGUGUAGACACAAUUCAGAGUUGUAUUCUUGGCUGUCGGAUGCCUCGUCCUCGGCAGUGGCUUCGGCUCUUGCUUCCUUCAAGGACAAAAUUCAAGAUCGGAGAUGAACGACAAACAUAUAUAGUUGACCGUCCAGAACCCCUUUUACAUUUCGCCCUUUGUUCAGGGAGCCACUCUGACCCUGCGGUUCGUGUUUAUACACCUAAAAGAGUGUUUCAAGAAUUGGAAACUUCAAAAGACGAGUACAUUCGAGCCACGUUCGGUGUAAGAAAGGACCAAAAGAUUCUUCUUCCAAAGAUCAUCGAGUCAUUCGUAAAGGACUCUGGUCUAUGUUCAUUUGGGCUGAUGGAGAUGAUUCUCAAGAGCUUGCCCGAAUCUCUGAGAAAGAGUGUCAAACGAUCGCUGCUCGGGAAUCCUCGGAAGAUUGUCGAAUGGAUUCCUCCAAACUACACUUUCAGGUACCUGAUUUCUAAGGAGCUGAUCAUCUAAUUUGCUUGCUUGCAUUUUCUUCUUUUUUGGGAUCAACUCAAAUGCUGAAAUUUUUGUGCAUUGAAUUUGAUUUCUCAUUUGUACAUAGAAGAACUGUAAGCAAAGACAUCUGAUGAGAAUACAAAAGUGGACCUAUCUUAUUUUGUACUUGAAAUGUUUAUAUUAUCCUGAUCCCUUCAAUUUGUUGA